Messenger RNA from Branchiostoma floridae (Florida lancelet), 2554 nucleotides. Its product is annotated as lipase maturation factor 1-like. Gene Ontology annotation, cellular component: endoplasmic reticulum membrane. Gene Ontology annotation, biological process: protein maturation. Lineage: Eukaryota; Metazoa; Chordata; Leptocardii; Amphioxiformes; Branchiostomatidae. The record is from RefSeq and is a predicted model, not a curated record. The coding region runs from base 526 to 2277 and encodes 583 amino acids. The transcript is spliced from 12 exons.
CACCAGCUUUUAUCAAUGUUUCUAUGAAGUGUCAUUUGCCAUUGCCAAAACCAUAACUCCGUAGUGACUCGACUCUAUUUUUCAAUUUUGACAAUGAUGUUACAAAUGGUGACAAUACAAGAUCCUAAAUCCUUCGAAGCUGCAGGUACCGAUUGAUCCGAUAGACGGCAGUUUCACACAGACUCACACGUCAAGCAGAUGUUCGAAGGUUUAUUUUUGGCAUCUUUCGAGAGUGCAGAGAUGCAUAAUUUAAUUCUCUCGUCUCGCGGGACAAAGCAUUUGCUGGAAAAAAUGCUACUUUUGAAAAAGUGACCGCAAUGUGUAACACUACUUUUUUUUUAAUUUCAUAACGUUUAUAUAAUAAUUAUCUGGGGCGUGUACUAUGCUCUUUACAAUGUCUUUGCAAUUUCCUUACUUGAACCGAUGAACUUGAAUAAAGAAGCUUAUGCUUCUCACCUAAUAUUUUCUGUCAGUGUCAAUCACAAAUUUCGUCAUCAUCUUUAGCAUCAUUUUAUCAUCAUCAACAUGGCGGCGUCCACGUCGGACGGCACCGCCUGUCCUGAUUCAAACGUUUACGAAGGCCUCAGACACAGGAAAACACUGCAAGAAACUACUGAUGAAACCAGGUACACAGAGGAGAACACAAAGAAUAUGUCAGAAUCAUCGAAAACCAAGAAAUCCACCUCUGUGCACCUGGAGACGGGUACAUACUGGCUGACUCGGAUCGUGUUCCUCAGGUCUCUGGGGCUCAUUUACUUCGUUGCCUUCCUGGUGGCCCUGCAUCAGAACAAGCAGCUGCUGGGGACAGAUGGCCUCCUGCCUGCUAACCUGUACCUGCAGAGGGUCCAGCACCAUGUCACAGCAGACCCCACACAGAGCGCCUGGAGCCUGGUGCCCAGUCUUCUCUGGUGGGUGGACUGGGAGACGGACCUGGAUCUGUGGUUAGACAGGUUGGCCUACAUAGGAGUGGCUCUGUCCUUUAUCGUCAUGGUUACAGGAUGUGCCAACAUGGUGAUCAUGGCAGCACUGUGGGUUCUCUAUCACUCCAUCGUCAACAUUGGACAGAGAUGGUAUUCCUUUGGCUGGGAGUCCCAGCUCCUUGAGACAGGUUUCCUGGCCAUCUUCUUCUGCCCCCUCCUGACGCUCCACCCCCUGCCCCGGUCAACCCCCUCGCCCUGGGUCAUCAUCUGGGGGUACCGAUGGCUCAUCUUCCGCAUCAUGCUUGGUGCUGGCUUGAUAAAGAUCCGUGGUGACCAGUGCUGGAGAGACCUGACCUGUAUGAACUACCACUACCAGACCCAGCCAGUGCCCAACCCAAUCAGCUACUACCUGCACCAGACACCAGAGAACAUGCACAAGUUUGAGACUCUGUCCAACCACUUUGUGGAGUUGGUGGCACCUUGGUUCAUCUUCCUAACUCGUCCCUUCCGUUUCACCUGUGGGUUUCUCCAGAUUCUGUUCCAGGUUAUCCUGAUCAUCAGUGGGAACCUGAGUUUCCUGAACUGGCUGACCAUCCUGCCCAGUAUCUGUAGUUUUGAUGAUGCCCACCUGGCCUGCCUGUUCCCCAGCUGGAGAGGGGGCACCAAGUGGCAGGUGGCACAGAUCCAACAGGAGGAGAGGAGUGGGAGGGCACCUCCUCCUUCAUGGGGACAGCUGGUCCGCCGUGUGGUGCACGUAUCCCUGGCAGGCCUCAUCAUUUACCUGAGCCUUCCCGUGGUACAAAACCUGCUGUCCCGACGACAAGCCAUGAACACUUCAUUUGACCCCCUCCGAUUGGUCAACACAUAUGGUGCCUUCGGAAGUGUCACUAAGGAGAGGACCGAGGUGAUAUUUCAAGGGACCUAUGCAAUGAACCCAACAGACCCCAGUGCAGUAUGGGAAGAGUAUGAGUUUAAGUGCAAGCCAGGAAACGUGACGCGAAGACCGUGCCUGAUCUCACCCUACCACUACAGGCUGGACUGGCUCAUGUGGUUUGCCGCUUUUCAGAAUUACAACUAUAACAACUGGCUGGUUCACCUGGCAGCCAAGCUCCUGGUUAACGACCCUGGUGCAGAGUCAUUGAUAGCACACAACCCAUUCCAUGGGAAGCAGCCUCCAAGUUUUAUCCGAGCUGAACACUACAAGUAUACCUACACGAAGAUCGGCAGUGCCGCAGCAAAGGAGGGGAAAUGGUGGAAGCGGCGGAGAAUCGGAGAGUACCUCCCCGCCGUCUCACUGGGCUCACUGAACCAGUACAUCAAGCAGCAUGGCUGGAACAUGCCUGCGAUCAAACAGUGAACAUUAGAGAUACACAUGUGUCAUCAUAUGGGAGCAGGUAGCAAUGUGAGCUGUAUAAAAGUACUGUGAAUGCCUUUUUCUCCUGCUUAGCCCAUAUAUAUAUAUAUAUCUGGGAUGCACAUAGAACAUGCCUCUAUGUGGGUCCAGUAUCUUUAUGGGUUUAGGGCAUUUCUUCAGCAAAGCACAUCAAUUGUGGAGGUAAAUCUGCUGCAGCAGCACAAAAUAGGUCAGGUUUUACUGAUCUGAUUAAUUAACCAGCUUAGGGGGGUUCAAUAUU